GUUGUUGAUGGGCUCUACCUGGGAAAUAUCAGAGGUGAGAACAAGAUUCUGUUGAAAUCCAUUGUUGUUUUAUAUGUUGCACAGUCUGGAAUCCCACCCAAGAGGCAACACUCACUCUAAUUCACUAGGUGUGGCAGCAGCAGCUGGCUUGAAUCCAGGGCAGUUUUCAAAGAGACUCCGGCAUUUUCUUCUGUUAUUGAUGCACAUGAGCUGAACUUUCUCUGUCCUUGUGUUGUUAUAAUGUUGUUGAUACGUUACUUGCAAGGUAUGGUCAAAUGUUACAAGGGAAGAGAUAACAAGAAUAUCCAGUGGGUGGACUAUAGCUAUGUAUAGAUCAAAGUAGAGUAGCAGAAGGUUAUACAUGUACUGUAGCUCAAUGAACUAAGGCAUGGCCUGAAUGAAGGCUGCUACAUGCAUCAUACUUUAUCCAUCAGUAGAAUAUGGCAUAUUUACUCCAUCUCGUAGUGUUGGUGAUUUAUCAACAGACAAGUCACAGAAUGUUUAAGGCACAUUUUACAUCAUGCACAAUAUUGGGCAAUAUUUCUGCUCCUCAGCCAAGGGGGUUUCUGCCCUACCAGCUUAAUGUGACAUCUACCAUGCUCUAAUUUUAGCCAUACUGAUGAUGGCUUAACAAGAUGGUCCAAGUACUGCUCUCACACUGAAAAUAGCUCAAAGUGACAAGGCCAAAUGAUCGCUACCCAAAUUACAGCCACACAGUCACUGAUGCUGCUUCUGGGCAAGCCAGGGAUGAACCUGUGUCUUAAACACUUCAAAUAAUGCAUUUCCUCUCUCUCCUUUGGCAUUGGUUUGUCUCCACUGAGGCUCUCAUAGAAAUUCACUGAGAAGAAUCACUGAUAGACAUUUUCUUCCUCCCUUCGUCUUUCCCCAGACUCGGAGAACAGAGAGAGUUUGUCCCAGAACAACAUCACCCACAUCCUGUCUGUGUACAACAAUGCUAAACCUGUGCUGGAGGUGAGUGGGGCAGGCGGCCAUAGAAGACACAAGGCCGGUUUCACAGACAUAGACUGAAUACAUUGUUGUGUCUUGAGUAGGCUGGAGUAGGCUUCAUUCUGGUUUAGUUGGUCAAGAACUGAAAAUGUGAUUUCAUGACCAGUGACUAUAACCUUGAAUACCAUGUCUUACAUGAGUCAAACUUAUAAACGUUAAUUAUUAUUAACUUCCUCAUACUCAGUCAGUGAAUGUGGGAUUUUGUCUCAAAUUCUAGAGAGAUGUCUAAUAACUUUUUUGCUCAGUAUUCAGUUCCUUGAUUUGAUUCAUAGGAAUUGCGAAGUGUAACCAAAUCCGUACAGUAUGACAUAAUUUUGUAAAAGUCGAAAACAUAGAUUUUGUAGUACACAGUUGAAGCCAGCUGGGGGUAGAGGUGUCUCACGCUUCAAUAAAUACCAGUGACAUUGGGCUGUAGAACUUUAGACAAAACUUUAACUGUUCAUUAGAGCACUUCACUCUACUUGAAGCAUCGUAUUUGUAUUUAUUUUACCUCUGUGGUUCAUUUAUAAUACUCAGUUGAGUAUGUGUGUGUAUUUACUUGACUCAUCCAACAACAAUGUGCAGUUGAUGACCACACACUUUUCCUACUAAUUACUGUUUCAAACAAUGGAAAAAAAUACAAGAAAGCUAAUUUUCAGAAAGUGAAUGAUAUACCGCUGGUAAACUAUACUGUGACCACAUGUUCCCACGGGGGGCCAGUAUGAAAAAUUAAAAAUAAUGUAUGCACUCACUAACUGUAAGUCGCUCUGGAUAAGAGCGUCUGCUAAAUGACUAAAAUGUAAAUGUAAUGUAGAUGGUAUGUGUUGUGUGCAGAACAAAACUGACCCUUGUGUUGUGUUUGUACUCCUAUCUGUUUACCUCUCACAGGACAUGACCUACCUGUGUAUCCACGCAGCUGAUGCGUCUAGCCAGAACCUGUGAGUUACCACGCACGCACGCACACCAUUCAUUGUCAAACAAAUCCACCAACACAAGCCACUCCACUGUGUACCAUCGUCAGAGGUCCCUCUUUUCUUCCUGUGAACAAUACAUGACUCAUAUGUCAUAUUGUUUCAACAUUCAUCAGUUGAACUUAGGUCUUCAGUUUGUGGCUCCAGGGUGACACACAAGCAGGAAAGUAGAUUAGUCACUUUGUCGUUGAAACAAAUGAAAUAAGCCUGGAAGUCUUUUAAGGGUUCAUACAGUAUGUGUCAGGUAGAGAUAAACAAGGUACCUACAGUAUCAAGUCAGAGACCAAAACAGUAAAAAACACUAAGGCCUGAUAAUCUAAAGGACUCUGAGAUGCAGACAUCUCAGUUUGACUUGUCUGGCUUUGCUAUCAGAGCAGGAAAGAGUGUGGAGACGGUGCAGUAUUUAAAUGGCUGUAGUUUUAUAUAGACCCCAUCACCACUGUGUGAAAUGAGCUCCUAGAUAGACUGCUGCUGCUUCACGUGUGUUAUCAAGUCCCCCUCUUUCAUUAUAGCAGCAGACCAAAACGUUUACUUCUCUGUCUCUAAGCUGCUCUCAUGUUUGGUGGGUCGCCAUUGGCAUACUACCAUUUAGUAUAAAUACUGAAAAUGUUAUAAAACAAGUUGCAGAAAUGUAACAGUUGAAAAAAAAAAUAAUCAGGGGUUGAAACCGAAAUUAUUUUCCAAUGGUUUCAGAACCACUCUUUUUUUCGUUCAGUUCCACUGUUCCGACCAUCAAAAUAAAGUUCAGAACCGGUUCGAACCCCCAAAAAGUACCGGUUUAUAUUGUUCCUUUCUGUUCCUUUUUUAACCUGUGAAAUCUACCGUUUUUUACAUUUAGCUCAUUCAAUUACUUCACCAAUCAGUGCGGAUAGAGCAGGCAAGCUAGUUGUUUACAUGCGUGAUGGACAGACAAGUGUAGCCUGUUGCGCAAGAUGUGACUGAAAUUCUACGAGUGGGGAGAGAGCAAGAGAGGGUUAUGGAGCAGGCUUGAAGCGCUAGGCAUGUUGUUAUGACAUGCAUUAUCUGAACUAGGUCCACAGAAUUAUACAGUAACUAGGCCUAUAAUAUUCUUAACUAGCAUUGAAAAAGCUAAUAAAACAUCUCUCUCCCCAUCUUCUCACGCUUCUAAUGUCAGUACAGAAGGGGGAGGGGCAGGUAACCUAAACAUGCACAUACAUCUGUAAAGAUUUUCAGCUUGCAGGCAGAAGCUGGAAUACAUUUCCGAGUGACAGAGGCGCUUUGUUGCGUUUUUUUGUGGGACUAGAAAAAAAUGCCUGGAAUGUAAAAUAGUGUUAUUAACCGGUUUCCAUGCUUUUAAAAUAGUGGUUCUGUUCUGGAACAGUAUGGACCACUUUCGUUCCCCGUUCCGUUUCUGUUCCUUGAAAAAUGUCAUUAUUUUCAGGUUUUCGGUUCUGUUCCCUGAACCGGUUUCCAACCCCUGAAAAUAAUCAUACAAAUGUUGUAACAAUGUGAGACGAGAAUCAUUUAAGUAGGAAGGGACUCCGACUCUAGUGUUGUGGUGGUCAUUGGAGACAUGUCUUUCAUGUCACUUGAUUACACAUUGUGGUUAUUUGAAAAUAAAUGUAGUGUCAGAGUUCCCCUACCAUCAUAUGCUAACCCUGUGAUGUCUCUCCAAGUGACUUGACAGCUGAGGGUAGAGUCCCUGUAGCACUGUGAGGGUUCUCCUCAGCUCUGCUCUGCUCUGUGUGGGUGUCCUUCCUUCCACCCAUGCCAUUAUCACUUUCACAUUCAGUCUUUAGUAGAGUUGAAUAUUUUCAGGGUAUUUAAAAAAUGUUCCAUCCCAAGAAUUAAUCACUUCUCUCCCAGGCACCCGGUAUUUCCCGCCAAAACCGGAAGUGUCAUUCCAAAGCAUAUAAAACAUAUACACUGAGUGUACAAAACAUUAGGAACACCUUCCUAAUAUUGAGUUGCUCCCCCUUUUGCCCUCAGAACAACCUCAAUUCAUCGGGGCAUGGACUAUACAAGGUGUCGAAAGCGUUCCCCAGGGAUGCUGGCACAUGUUGACUCCAAUGCUUUCCACAGUUGUGUCAAGUUGGCUGAAUGUCCUUUGUGUAGUGAACCAUUCUUGAUACACACAGAAAAUUGUUGAGCGUGAAAAACCCAGCAGCGUUGCAGUUCUUGACAUACUCAUACCGGUGCACCUGGCACCUAAUAUGAUACCCCGUUCAAAGGCAGUUAAAUAUUUUGUCUUGCCCAUUCACCCUCUGAAUGGCACACAUACACAAUCCAUGCCUCAAUUGUCUCAAAGCUUAAAAAAUCAACCUGUCUCCUCCCCUUCAUUUACACUGAUUGAAGUGGAUUUAACAAGCAACAUCAUUAAGGGAUGAUAGCUUUCACUUGGAUUCACCUGGUCAUUCUAUGUCAUGGAAAGAGCAAUGCGUAAGUAUGUCUGGAUUUGAUUAGAGCUUUGAUCGGCAUGAAAAUUCAAGCCUGAUGCUAUCUGAGCCUGAUGAGCAAUACAUUGAAGACAUUUUAUGAGCUCUGCAUUAAAUACAUUUUAUGAGCAUAAGCCCAAAAAAGCCCAAAUGAUUGUGUCGUUAUCCAAUACAUAGCCUAUGAUAUAGGCUACCGUACAUUACGUAGGACAUAAAAACAUAAAAGCCCAUAGAUGUAGCUAUGCUCUCUUGGGUAAAUAAAUGAAACAAGCUCCAGUAAUCUUUUUGAGUUUGGACUGUAUUACUGUACUGUAUUGUAUUAUACUGUAUUAUAUGGACUAGAAUUACGCACCUCGUUCAAACCAUGAAGCUGGGAGAGAACAUGUGUUGCUGGUGCAGGACAUGCAGCCUACAAAGUUACAAUUGUAGGCUAGCGAAUUUGAUUUUAAUUUUGAAAUAUAAUAGGGACUAUUAUUAGGGCUGUGGCUGUCAUGAAAUUUAGUCAGCUGGUGAUUGUCAAGCGAAUAACUGCCGGUCUCUCGGUAAUUGACCGUUAAUUAACAUAAACACAUUUAGCAUCUCCAGGCUUCCACACAUAGCCUACUGUGAUGAGUGUGAUUAGAAGGAGUCAGGCGCAGGAGGGUAAAUCACCGAAUAAAGAGUUUAUUCCGUCGUACACAGUUGCGCUGGAUAGCGACAACAAGAUACAGGCACAGGGGAAUAAUCUACCCCGGCAAUACAAGGUACGAGUAGCUCCACCGAGCUACACUCAACUCACAUUAAACAAUCCCCCACAAGGACAAGGGGGCAGAGGGAACACUUAUACACGGACUAAUGAGGGGAUAUGAACCAGGUGUGUGUAAUUGACAAGACAAGACGAAUGGAAUUAUGAUAUAAGGAGUGGCAGUGGCUAGUAAUGACGAACGCCGAAGCCUGCCCGAAUAAGGAGGGAAGGCAUCCUCGCCGGAAGUCGUGACAGUACCUGAAGGCCCCCCAGAUCGGGUUCUCUCCUCUCCAGGCGUUGGACGACCUGAAGAACCCGAUCCAUCACUUCCCCCAAGCUGGCCAGCAUCGUGGAAUGCUCCUGGACCCGUGCCACAACUCCAAGCAUGCGCUCCUCUCCCGCUGACUCCAUAGCGGGUGGGUGAUUCUGUGAUGAGUGUGAUUAGAAGGAGUCAGGCGCAGGAGGGUAAAUCACAGAAUACAGAGUUUAUUCCGUCGUACACAGUUGCGCUGGAUAGCGACAACAAAAUACAGGCACAGGGGAAUAAUCUACCCCGGCAAUACAAGGUACGAGUAGCUCCACCGAGCUACACUCAACUCACAUAAAACAAUCACCCACAAGGACAAGGGGGCAGAGGGAACACUUAUACAUGGACUAAUGAUGGGAUAUGAACCAGGUGUGUGUAAUUGACAAGACAGGACAAAUGGAAUGAUGAUAUAUGGAGUGGCAGUGGCUAGUAAGCCGAUGAUGACGAACGCCGAAGCCUGCCCGAACAAGGAGGAGAGGCAGCCUCGGCAGAAGUCGUGACACCUACAAGCAACUGAUGCAGACCUUUGGAACAUCUACAUUUUAAAAAGUCUAAUAAAUCCAUGUAAUUUAGCCUACACCAUCACAAUAAAUCCAUUAUUUAUUUUAGACAGGUCUAAAGAAACAUGAUAUGAAGAAAAUGUAGUCUAUUUCAGAUGAACAGAAUAGCAUACUCUGACUAGUCCUUAUGUUAGGCCCUGAUCUGGCUAUGGCAUAUGGCUAUGGGUUACACUAGUUCAUUUAGCAGACAAGAUUUGCUUGGAAUUCCAUGGCAUUAUUUUAUAUAAUUUUAUAGCAUGAAGAAUACAAUUGAACAUAGCUGAAUAAAAUAGGAUAUUCUUUCCAAACGAUUUGAGGGAGUGCGCACAUGCGGCUAUUCUGUGUUGAGCGGUUAACAAAGGAACAGGUACUCCUAUAUGCUUAAUUUAGAGUUAUUUAUGUAACUUUAGUUGUGAUACAAAUGUUGGGCUAUAUGUUUUGAUUUUUAAUACAUUUAAUACAUUCUAAUGAUGCAACUCUAAUGAUGAUUUGAAAAAAGUUGCAUGGAAGGCAUGAGCUCUGCUUAGUUUUUUGCGCAGACUGUACACACUUCAUCAGUCUCUCAUUCACAAUUUGACAAGCACUUGAUAAUGCCUCAGGGACAGUGGCAGGAGGGGAGUUUGACUGGGGCAGUACACCUGUCAAACGGUAACGCAGGUGUCCUAAGGCGAGCUCAGGAUGGACAGAAACCUCCCGUGGAGCAGAAGGGCAAAGGUGCAUUUUAUGGUGAAAAUUAUCUUCCCAAAACUUGAAACUCAAGCGCUUCGUAUGUAUGCCAGUUAGGCUCUACACCCAUUGUAAAGUGGAAUAAUGUGCACAUUUUAAGAAGUUAUUUGGCCACUUUAGUUGUGAUACAAACCUUAUCAAAACAUAUAGGCCUAUGGGCUAGGCUACAUGACUAUGAUUUGAAAAAGUCACACAAAAAAAGGUAUGCGCUGUUUCUUGACUUAAGCUGGGCAUCAUUUACAAGUGAUAAUAUAUCAUUCACAAGUGAUAGGCUAAUAGUCACCCAUCAGACAAUUCUUGAUUUAAAUACAAAAUAAUAUAUGUGUGAAAUUUGUUUUGAUUUAGUGUGGACCAUUGUCAUGCACCUGUCUCGAAACAGGGGCAGGGGAGCAAAAUACAUGUAAUCUAUGCACUUAAAUAGCGAAGGGAGGACGCUUUUCCUGUGGUUCAUUUUCAUGCCAGCCAGGUAGGCUAUACUCCUGUUGUAAAGAGAAGCAAUGUGCUUCAUAUUAGGAAAGUUGAGAAAUAAAUAUAGUAAGUCUGGCCUAUAGAAAGCUGAUGGGAUCCUCCUCUUUUUAAUGGAGGCCAUCACUCUGUUUUCUCACGCAAUUGCAUAGCCUGUAGAAAUGUUGCGCAACAUGAGUGUUUGAUUAGAUUUUCAAAUACAUUUCCAUUGAUGUCAGAGUGAUUAGAGAGACCAUAGAGUGCUGAGUACCAAACAGUUAGCAAGUUUGGUAGGCUACUAAUGACCAUCAGCAGCAUCAGAGCUUGGAGAAGCCUAAUUACCGUGACUAAACGGUCACCUGGAAUUUGACUGCCGUCAUGACUCGUGACCACCGGUGUGGCGGUAAUAUGGUCACCAUAACAGCCCUAAUAUACAUUUCUAUAAUUUGUAGGCUGACGCAUAUAUACCUUUCAUAAGGUGUGUAUUGCGCAAGAGACAGAGGCUAUAAAUUAGAAGCUUAUACAUAACCCAUCAUUCAUUAGCUAAAUAUAAGGCUAGUACUGCAUUGGAUUUAUUUCCUGAAAGAGGUAAGCUCGGACAUACAGUACUUUUCCAACAGUCUUGAAGGAGUUCCCACAUAUGCUGAGCACUUGUUGGCUGCUUUUUCUUCACUCUGCCGUCCGACUCAUCCCAGACCAUCGCAAUUGGGUUGAGGUCGGGGAUUGUGGAGGCCAGGUUAUCUGAUGCAGCACUCCAUCACUCUCCUUCUUGGUCAAACAGCCCUUACACAGCCUGGAGGUGUGUUUGGUCAUUGUCCUGUUGAAAAACAAAUUAUAGUCCCACUAAGCGCAAACCAGAUGGGAUGGCGUAUGGCUGCAGAAUGCUGUGGUAGCCAUGCUGGUUAAGUGUGCCUUGAAUUCUAAAUAACUCACCGACAGUGUCACCAGCAAAGCACCCCCACACCAUCACACCUCCUCCUCCAUGCUUCACGUGGGAACCACACAUGCAGAGAUCAUCCGAUCACCUACUCUGCGUCUCACAAAGACACGGCAGUUGGAACCAAAAAUCUCAAAUUUGGACUCAUCAGACCAAAGGACAGAUUUCCACCGGUCCAAUGUCCAUUGCUUGUGUUUCUUGGCCCAAGCAAGUCUUUUCCGUAUUGACUGACCUUCAUGUCUUAAAGUAAUGAUGGACUGCCAUUUCUCUUUGCUUAUUUGAGCUGUUCUUUCCAUAAUAUGGACUUGGUCUUUUACCAAAUAGGGCUAUCUUCUGUAUACCAUCACUACCUUGUCACAACACAACUGAUUGGCUCAAACGCAUUAAGAAGGUAAUAAAUUCCACAAAUUAACUUUUAACACACCUGUUAAUUGAAAUGCAUUCCAGGUGACUACCUCAUGAAGCUGGUUGAGAGAAUGCAAGAGUGUGCAAUGCUGUCAUCUGGUACCUAUGACCUGCACCAUCUGUUGAGUUUGUUCUGUGUCCUCUGUCCACAUUAAUUACUGCUCAUUACAUUAGUAUUGUAGCACGCUGUGUAGCGCAGUAAGGAUAACUACCAGGGUGGAAUGUCCUACCCUGCUUUUCAUACCUGGACAGAAACACCCUGUCUGCCAGUCAGUCAGAAAGACAGACAGACACUAGUGUUAAAGACAUGCUCCGUAACUUUGGCGACUAGUACUUUUUUUUUUAACCUCCCGCAAGCAGAUCAUAACUCAGUCAGUCUUUCAAUCACUUGUCUUCUCAGAGGAAAAUAAGAAGGCGAGAGAUGAUAAUGAUGAGGGUGGUUGGUUGGAGGUUGCGGAUGAGGGGAGGAGGGGAUGUUGUUGUUGGGUUGGGGGCCCUCUGACCCCCAUGUCGCAACAAACUGGUCUGCAGGCAGCAGGAAGGAAGCCUUGCUGUGACAUCCUGCUGUGCCUCGGUCACCAGGCCUAUUAUAGUCCCUCUGUCACAAUCCCUAGGCUGGGAAAACAGGACUAACGGUUGCCCCGCAUGUUUCAUCACGUCCCCCUGUCCCCCGCUCCUAGAGACCAGGCCAGGGACUGACAUGGCUAGGGGCCCUAGGGGCUAGGACUGGGGGCCUCUAUCUGUGAGCUCCUGAUGAGUCUCUGAGAGUGUGUGAAAUUAUUGUGGUAGGAUGCUGACCUGACCCCCACUUCAUGUUGUUUUAUUAAACACUCAAGAACCAAGAAUUAGAAUCAGGUGGACAUGUCCUAUAUAUUCAGUUACCAGAUAUCACAAAACUAAAGCACCACAGAGUCUUUGUUUGGAUACAGCCAUAAACUGUAUUUUGAAAGUACCAUACAGUUUGCCGCUGUCCUUCAUUUGUGAAUAUACACUGAGUGUACCAAACAUUAGGAACACCUUCCUAAUAUUGAGUUGCACCCACCCCCGGUCCUUUUUCCCUCAGAAAAGUCUCAAUUCGUCGGGGCAUGGACUCUACAAGGUGUCGAAAGCAUUCCACAGGUAUGCUGACCCAUGUUGACUCCAAUGCUUCCCACAGUUGUGUCAAGUUGGCUGAAAGUCCUUUGGGUGGUGGACCAUUCUUGAUACACACGAGAAACUGUUGAGCGUGAAAAACCCAGCAUCGUUGCAGUUCUUGACACAAACCGGUGCGCCUGGCACCUACUACCAUACCCAUUUCAAAGGCACUUAAAUAUGUUGUCUUGCCCAUUCACCCAUGGCACACAUACACAAUCCAUGUCUCAAGGCUUAAAAACUAUUAUUUAACCUGUCUCCUCCCCUUCAUCGACACUGAUUGAAGUGGAUUUAACAGGUGACCAUAGAUUUCACCUGGAUUCACCUGGUCAGUCUAUGUCAUGGAAAGAGCAGGUGUUCUUAAUGUUUUGUAAACUCAGUGUAAGAUCCUAAUUCUUUUUUUGUUUUCAUUUGGAGUUCAGCCUUUCAAAACACCAAAUAAUCACCACAUAAUACAUUUCUGCACAUUUAACAAGAUAGCCGGAAACCGCUGACCAGAAAGAAUUAGAAAAGUGCUGAGGAGACAUCUUUCAGCAAGAGUUUGGCUCCAAGUGAGGAGGGAACGUGCAAUCCAUCUAUUUUAGCCCCUGUCUGUUGAGUGGAUUGGGUAACCAAGCAGCCUUUGCUGUUAGAGGACAAUCCUCCCCACCAUGUGACUCUCCUAUUGCACAAUGCUUCACUACUAUUUCCAAUAGUGUUUGGAGUGGUAGUCAUACACCAACACCAAAACACGGAUCAAGUCACAGUAUAGGGUAGACGGAGGGAGAACAUUAGUUGGGGUAUGCUGUAUUGAUCUACAUGAAAAGAUGAUCUCUAAAGAUGGAAUGAUAGUGGUUGUAAUGUCCAGGAGGGAAGCAGUAUAGGAGUCCCCUAUACUCUCAUUACCUCACAGUCCAAAAAAGGUGCAUGAAUUGACAAACCAACGGGUAGUGAGAGAGAUAUUAUGACUUUCUUGGAUGACAAUGAAAGUUGAGUAGAAAAUACUUCUAGGUUCUCCUAGUAGUGUCCAGUGGAGAGUGCUACUAAACAAGACAACUGUAUAGGGGAGAUCACUUCCACCACCACCUCGAGAGUAAGCUACCCAUUCCUUCCCCCUCCAUAACAUCGUUAUGCGUCUUUUCCUACUAGCACUGACUUUGUUGAUAACUACUUUGUUUAUGAAAAAUUUACUAAUGCACUAAUGUAAGUCGCUCUGGAUUAGAGCAUCUGCUAUAUGACUAAACUGUCAAAUUUGCCCUGGGACAUCCCAGUGAUGUGAUGAUUGGACACAGAUACAUGGUUACUUGGGUAUCAGACAGGACAGGUAUCUAUCUGGACAUCAUGACUGAGAUUAAACGGAUUGAAGGAACGUGCUGUGCAGAGAUGGAAUCCAGAUGACUUUUACACCUUAGUUUCACUUCUUCCUGUUCUUUCUCAUAUCCCAUAAAAUCUGAACUGAAAUCUAUUUAUAGAUCUGGUCUCACCUAGGGCUGUGGCGGUCAUUAUAUUUUGUCAGCCGGUGAUUGUCAAGCAAAUUACUGCCGGUUCCACGGUAAUUGACUGUUAAUUAACAUAAACACAUUUGAGCUUCUCCUGGCUUCCACACAUAGCCUACAAGCCACUGAUGCAGACUUUUGGAACAUCUACAUUUAAAAAAGUCUAAUAAAUCCAUGUAAUAUAGCCUACACCAUCACAAUAAAUCCAUUAUUUAUUUUAGACAGGUCUAAAGAAACAUGAUAUGAAGAAAAUGUAGUCUAUUUCAGAAGAACAGAAUAGCAUACUCUUAGUUGUUCUUAUGUUAGGCCCUGAUCUGGCUAUGCCAUAUUGGUGUGGGCUACACUAGUUCAUUUAGUAGACAAGAUUUGCUUAGAAUUCCGUGGCAUUAUUUUAUAUAAUUUCAUAGCAUGAAGAAUACAAUUGAACAUAGCUGAAUAAAAUAGGAUAUUCUCUCCAAACGAUUUGAGGGAGUGUGCAUAUGCGGCUAUUUUGUGUUGAGCGGUUAACAAAGAAACAGGUACUCCUGUAUGCUUAAUUUAGAGUUAUUUAUGUAACUUUAGUUGUGAUACAAAUGUUGGGCUAUAUGUUUUGAUUUUUAAUACAUUCUAAGGCUGCAUGAUGGGACUCAAAUUAUGAUUUGAAAAAAGUUGCAUGAAAGGCAUGAGCUCUGUUUUGUUUUUUGCGCAGUCUGUACACACUUCAUCAGUCUCUCAUUCACAAUUUCACAAGCACAUGAUAAUGCCUCGAAAUUCCCAGCAGCAUCCCCUUUGUGUGGCUGAAAUGCCCCCUAAAAAAAUCCAUGUAUUUUUGGCCAGUGGCCGUUGUGCCCUUGGGCUGAAUAUAAUAAUUAUAAUUCCCUUCUCCUGGCUGCGCGCUCCGAAGCACCUCUCAAUCACAUGGCUCUCCAUCACGUGAUUGGGUCUUUCUCAAAGGCUACGGUACCAGUCAAAGGUUUGGACACACCUACUCAUUCAAGGGUUUUUCUUUAUUUUUACUAUUUUCUACAUUAGAAAAUAAUAGUGAAGACAUCAAAACUAUGAAAUAACACUUAUGGAAUCAUGUAGUAACCAAAAAAGUAUUAAACAAAUCAAAAUAUAUUUUAGAUUUGAGAUUCUUCAAGUAGCCACCCUUUGCCUUGAUGACAGCUUUGCACACUCUUGGCAUUCUCUCAACCAGCUUCACCUGGAAUGCUUUUCCAACAGUCUUGAAGGAGUUCCCACAUAUACUGAGCACUUGUUGGCUGCCUUUCCUUCACUCUGCGCACCGACUCAUCCCAAACCAUCUCAAUAAGGAAUCAUAGUUAAGGGAUCAUAAUUUGGUUGAGGUCGGGGGAUUGUGGAGGCCAGGUCAUCUGAUGCAGCACUCCAUCACUCUCCUUCUUGGUAAAAUAGCCCUUACACAGCCUGGAGGUGUGUUGGGUCAUUGUCUUGUUGAAAUACAAAUGAUAGUCCCACUAAGCCCAAACCAGAUGGGAUGGCGUAUCGCUGCAGAAUGCUGUGGUAGCCUUGCUGGUUAAGUGUGCCUUAAAUAAAUCACAGACAGUGUCACCAGUAAAGCAUCCCCACACCAUAACACCUCCUCCUCCAUGCUUUACGGUGGGAACUAAACAUGCGGAGAUCAUCCGUUCACUCACACAGCGUCUCACAAGACACGGCAGUUGGAACCAAAAAUUGCCAAUUUGGACUCCAGACCAAAGGACCGUGUUCGUGCUCGUGUUUCUUGGCCCAAGCAGGUCUCUUCUUCUUAUUGGUGUCCUUUAGUAGUGGUUUCAACCAUGAAGGCCUGAUUCACACAGUCCCUUCUGAACAGUUGAUGUUGAGAUGUGUCUGUGACUUGAACUCUGUGAAGCAUUUAUUUGGGCUGCAAUUUCUGAGACUGGUAACUCUAAUGAACUUAUCCUCUGCAGCAGAGGUAUCUCUGGGUCUUCCAUUCCUGUGGCGGUCCUCAUGAGAGCCAGUUUCAUCAUAGCGCUUGAUGAUUUUUGCGACUGCACUUGAAGAAACUUUCAAAGUUCUUGAAAUGUUCCGUAUUGACUGACAUUCAUGUCUUAAAGUAAUGAUGGACUGUCCCCCCCCCCCCCCCUCCCACCUUGUCACAACACAACUGAUUGGCUCAAACGCAUUAAGAAAUAAAGAAAUUCCACAAAUUAACUUUUAAGAAGGCACACCUGUUAAUUGAAAUGCAUUCCAGGUGACUACCUGUUAAGAUAAUUUAUUAACUAACUAUUUCAGUGUCUCUGUGCGUCUCCCAAAAGGUUGUAAGGCUUUUGGAUCAAGAAACAGACAGAGCCUCAGUGCAAUAGCCAGGUCUUUAUUCAGAGAAUUCUGCCCAGAAAAUUCUGUUAUCACAAUUUCAGAGUCCAUCUUUUAUACACACACGUCAUACAGGGGAAAAAGUAUUUGAUCCCCUGCUGAUUUUGUACGUUUGCCCACUGACAAUGAAAUGAUCAAUCUAUAAUUUUAAUGGUAGGUUUAUUUGAACAGUGAGAGACAGAAUAACAACAAAAAAAUCCAGAAAAAUGCAUGUCAAAAAUGUUAUAAAUUGAUUUGCAUUUUAAUGAGGGAAAUAAGUAUUUGACCCCCUCGCAAUCAGAAAGAUUUCUGGCUCCCAGGUGUCUUUUAUACAGGUAACGAGCUGAGAUUAGGAGCACACUCUUAAAGGGAGUGCUCCUAAUCUCAGCUUGUUACCUGUAUAAAAGAAACCUGUCCACAGAAGCAAUCAAUCAAUCAGAUUCCAAACUCUCCACCAUGGCCAAGACCAAAGAGCUCUGCAAGGAUGUCAGGGACAAGAUUGUAGACCUACACAAGGCUGGAAUGGGCUACAAGACCAUCGCCAAGCAGCUUGGUGAGAAGGUGACAACAGUUGGUGCGAUUAUUCGCAAAUGGAAGAAACACAAAAUAACUGUCUAUCUCCCUCGGCCUGGGGCUCCAUGCAAGAUCUCACCUCGUGGAGUUGCAAUGAUCAUGAGAACGGUGAGGAAUCAGCCCAGAACUACACGGGAGGAUCUUGUCAAUGAUCUCAAGGCAGCUGGGACCAUAGUCACCAAGAAAACAAUUGGUAACACACUACGCCGUGAAGGACUGAAAUCCUGCAGCGCCCACAAGGUCCCCUUGCUCAAGAAAGCACAUAUACAUGCCCGUCUGAAGUUUGCCAAUGAACAUCUGAAUGAUUCAGAGGAGAACUGGGUGAAAGUGUUGUGGUCAGAUGAGACCAAAAUCAAGCUCUUUGGCAUCAACUCAACUCGCCGUGUUUGCAGGAGGAGGAAUGCUGCCUAUGACCCCAAGAACACCAUCCCCACUGUCAAACAUGGAGGUGGAAACAUUAUGCUUUGGGGGUGUUUUUCUGCUAAGGGGACAGGACAACUUCACCGCAUCAAAGGGACGAUGGACCGUCAGAUCUUGGGUGAGAACCUCCUUCCCUCAGCCAGGGCAUUGAAAAUGGGUCGUGGAUGGGUAUUCCAGCAUGACAAUGACCCAAAACACACGGCCAAGGCAACAAAGGACUGGCUCAAGAAGAAGCACAUUAAGGUCCUGGAGGGGCCUAGCCAGUCUCCAGACCUUAAUCCCAUAGAAAAUCUGUGGAGGGAGCUGAAGGUUCGAGUUGCCAAACGUCAGCCUCGAAACCUUAAUGACUUGGAGAAGAUCUGCAAAGAGGAGUGGAACAAAAUCCCUCCUGAGAUGUGUGCAAACCUGGUGGCCAACUACAAGAAACGUCUGACCUCUGUGAUUGCCAACAAGGGUUUUGCCACCAAGUACUAAGUAAUGUUUUGCAGAGGGGCCAAAUACUUAUUUCCCUCAUUAAAAUGAAAAUGUAAAAACAUUUCUUACAUGUGUUUUUCUGGAUUUUUUUGUUGUUAUUCUGUUUUUCACUAUUCAAAUAAACCUACCAUUAAAAUUAUAGACUGAUAAUGUCUUUGUCAGUGGGCAAACAUACAAAAUCAGCAGGGGAUAAAAUACUUUUUCCCUCACUGUACAUACACACACACACAUGUUCUUAUUAUAAUCUACUCCCUGCUCGGGCAGGCUGCAUUCCUUAGUUAUCGCCGUCCUCACAAUAUCCUGCAACAUAUUUCAUACUCUCUUCCAAGCCUAACGGUUUCUCUCCUCCCUAAAUUGGGAGGCCUCUUUAUCUUGGUUUCUCAAUUGUCUGUAGACAGUUCUCCUUGUCCUUUGUUGUCUGGUCUAACUCCUACUGGCAUUGCUAAAUACACUGCUCAAAAAAAUAAAGGGAACACUUAAACAACACAAUGUAACUCCAAGUCAAUCACACUUCUGUGAAAUCAAACUGUCCACUUAGGAAGCAACACUGAUUGACAAUAAAUGUCACAUGCUGUUGUGCAAAUGGAAUAGACAACAGGUGGAAAUUAUAGGCAAUUAGCAAGACACCCCCAAUAAAGGACUGGUUUUGCAAGUGGUGACCACAGACCACUUCUCAGUUCCUAUGCUUCCUGGCUGAUGUUUUGGUCACUUUUGAAUGCUGGCGGUGCUUUCACUCUAGUGGUAGCAUGAGACGGAGUCGACAACCCACACAAGUGGGUCAGGUAGUGCAGCUCAUCCAGGAUGGCACAUCAAUGCGAGCUGUGGCAAGAAGGUUUGCUGUGUCUGUCAGUGUAGUGUCCAAAGCAUGGAGGCGCUACCAGGAGACAGGCCAGUACAUCAGGAGACGUGGAGGAGGCUGUAGGAGGGCAACAACCCAGCAGCAGGACUGCUACCUCCGCCUUUGUGCAAGGAGGAGCAGGAGGAGCACUGCCAGAGCCCUGCAAAAUGACCUCCAGCAGGCCGCAAAUGUGCAUGUGUCUGCUCAAACGGUCAGAAACAGACUCCAUGAGGGUGGUAUGAGGGCCCGACGUCCACAGGUGGGGGUUGUGCUUACAGCCCAACACCGUACAGGAUGUUUGGCAUUUGCCAGAGAACACCAAGAUUGGCAAAUUCGCCACUGGCGCCCUGUGCUCUUCACAGAUGAAAGCAGGUUCACACUGAGCACAUGUGACAGACGUGACAGAGUCUGGAGACGCCGUGGAGAACGUUCUGCUGCCUGCAACAUCCUCCAGCAUGACCGGUUUGGCGGUGGGUCAGUCAUGGUGUGGGGUGGCAUUUCUUUGGUGGGCCGCACAGCCCUCCAUGUGCUCGCCAGAGGUAGCCUGACUGCCAUUAGGUACCGAGAUGAGAUCCUCAGACCCCUUGUGAGACCAUAUGCUGGUGCGGUUGGCCCUGGGUUCCUCCUAAUGCAAGACAAUGCUAGACCUCAUGUGGCUGGAGUGUGUCAGCAGUUCCUGCAAGAGGAAGGCAUUGAUGCUAUGGACUGGCCCGCCCGUUCCCCAGAACUGAAUCCAAUUGAGCACAUCUGGGACAUCAUGUCUCGCUCCAUCCACCAACGCCACAUUGCACCACAGACUGUCCAGGAGUUGGCGGAUGCUUUAGUCCAGGUCUGGGAGGAGAUCCCUCAGGAGACCAUCCGCCACCUCAUCAGGAGCAUGCCCAGGCGUUGUAGGGAGGUCAUACAGGCACGUGGAGGCCACACACACUACUGAGCCUCAUUUUGACUUGUUUUAAGGACAUUACAUCAAAGUUGGAUCAGCCUGUAGUGUGGUUUUCCACUUUCAUUUUGAGGGUGACUCCAAAUCCAGACCUCCAUGGGUUGAUCAAUUUGAUUUCCAUUGAUAAUUUUUGUGUGAUUUUGUUGUCAGCACAUUCAACUAUGUAAAGAAAAAAGUAUUUAAUAAGAUUAUUUCAUUAAUUCAGAUCUAGGAUGUGUUAUUUUAGUGUUCCCUUUAUUUUUUUGAGCAGUGUAGUAACACAAUGUCAUAAUCUUAACUUGCCCUACGCUCACACAUUCUAACACAUUUCACACAGUUUCAGGGUGUAAUAAUUUGUCAUUAAUAAUUAGUUUAACUGAGGGUGUGACAUUUUAGUCAUACAGUGGGGAAAAAAAGUAUUUAGUCAGCCACCAAUUGUGCAAGUUCUCCCACUUAAAAAGAUGAGAGAGGCCUGUAAUUUUCAUCAUAGGUACACGUCAACUAUGACAGACAAAAUGAGAUUUUUUUUCUACAGAAAAUCACAUUAUAGGAUUUUUUAUGAAUUUAUUUGCAAAUUAUGGUGGAAAAUAAGUAUUUGGUCAAUAACAAAAGUUUCUCAAUACUUUGUUAUAUACCCUUUGUUGGCAAUGGCACAGGUCAAACGUUUUCUGUAAGUCUUCACAAGGUUUUCACACACUGUUGCUGGUAUUUUGGCCCAUUCCUCCAUGCAUAUCUCCUCUAGAGCAGUGAUGUUUUGGGGCUGUCGCUGGGCAACACAGACUUUCAACUCCCUCCAAAGAUUUUCUAUGGGGUUGAGAUCUGGAGACUGGCUAGGCCACUCCAGGACCUUGAAAUGCUUCUUACGAAGCCACUCCUUCGUUGCCCGGGCAGUGUGUUUGGGAUCAUUGUCAUGCUGAAAGACCCAGCCACGUUUCAUCUUCAAUGCCCUUGCUGAUGGAAGGAGGUUUUCACUCAAAAUCUCACGAUACAUGGCCCCAUUCAUUCUUUCCUUUACACGGAUCAGUCGUCCUGGUGCCUUUGCAGAAAAACAGCCCCAAAGCAUGAUGUUUCCACCCCCAUGCUUCACAGUAGGUAUGGUGUUCUUUGGAUGCAACUCAGCAUUCUUUGUCCUCCAAACACGACGAGUUGAGUUUUUACCAAAAAGUUAUAUUUUGGUUUCAUCUGACCAUAUGACAUUCUCCCAAUCCUCUUCUGGAUCAUCCAAAUGCACUCUAGUAAACUUCAGACGGGCCUGGACAUGUACUGGCUUAAGCAGGGGGACACGUCUGGCACUGCAGGAUUUGAGUCCCUGGCGGCGUAGUGUGUUACUGAUGGUAGUCUUUGUUACUUUGGUCCCAGCUCUCUGCAGGUCAUUCACUAGGUCCCCCCCGUGUGGUUCUGGGAUUUUUGCUCAUCGUUCUUGUGAUCAUUUUGACCCCACGGGGUGAGAUCUUGCGUGGAGCCCCAGAUCGAGGGAGAUUAUCAGUGGUCUUGUAUGUCUUCCAUUUCCUAAUAAUUGCUCCCACAGUUGAUUUCUUCAAACCAAGCUGCUUACCUAUUGCAGAUUCAGUCUUCCCAGCCUGGUGCAGGUCUACAAUUUUGUUUCUGGUGUCCUUUGACAGCUCUUUGGUCUUGGCCAUAGUGGAGUUUGGAGUGUGACUGUUUGAGGUUGUGGACAGGUGUCUUUUAUACUGAUAACAAGUUCAAACAGGUGCCAUUAAUACAGGUAACGAGUGGAGGACAGAGGAGCCUCUUAAAGAAGAAGUUACAGGUCUGUGAGAGCCAGAAAUCUUGCUUGUUUGUAGGUGACCAAAUACUUAUUUUCCACCAUAAUUUGCAAAUAAAUUCAUUAAAAAUCCUACAAUGUGAUUAUCUGGAUUUUCUUUCCUCAAUUUGUCUGUCAUACUUGACGUGUACCUAUGAUGAACAUUACAGGCCUCUCUCAUCUUUUUAAGUGGGAGAACCUGCACAAUUGGUGGCUGACUAAAUACUUUUUUUCCCCACUGUAUCUUACUCACACAUUUCUUUAUCACUACCUCAUGAAGCUGGUUGAGAGAAUGCCAAGAGUGUGCAAAGCUGUCAUCAAGGCAAAGGGUGGCUAUUUGAAGAAUCUCAAAAUUGUAAAAAAUGUUUUAAAAAAAAUUACAAAUAAAGAAAAUCCUUGAAUGAGUAGCUGUGUCCAAACUUUUGACUUUUUGUCAUCAAACAAGAUGAGUAGUCCAAACGAACCGAAAAAGCACUAGCCUAUGUCAAUCUACUAUCCCCCAUAGUACAAAAGUUGACCUAUUCUAUUCUGUGAGAGAAAUAAAUAUUCAAAACAUAGUCUGGGACAGUUGUGGGAUGCGAUAGAUUCCAAAUUAAUACAACCACUAGCAUCAAAAAACCUUUUUUAAGCAAUGAGCCUGACGCAACAGAUCAGAACGUUUCGCUUAAAAUGUUGAUAAACUAUUAGACUAUUUCUUCACAUAAUAUGCGCAGCAAUGCGCACACGGCAGUAGGCUAUAAGCGCGAAUGUUCCAUUAGCAGGAAAACACCAUUUUCAAAUGUAACAGCAAAUGCAAUUAUGAAUGUAAUGCUUUUAUUAUAAAGGUGCAUUUUUAUGGUGGAAAUUAUCUUCCCCAAACUUGAAACUCACGCGCAGCAUAUGUAUUCCAGUUAGACCCGUUGUAAAGCGGAUGAAUGUGCUUAAUUUUAAGAAGUUAUUUGGCCACUUUAGUUGUGAUACAAACCUUAUCAAAACAUAUAGGCCUAUGGGCUAGGCUACAUGACUAUGAUUUGAAAAAGUCACACAAAAAAAGGUAUGCGCUGUUUCUUGACUUAAGCUGGGCAUCAUUCACAAGUGAUAAUAUAUCAUUCACAAGUGAUAGGCUAAUAUUGUCACCCAUCAGACUAUUCUUGAUUUAAUCUUGUCUUUACAUAUACUAAAUAAUAUCUGUGUGAAAUUUGUUUUGAUUUAUCAUGCACCUGUCUAGAAAUGUGCAGAAAAAAAGGAGGAAUCUCUGCACUUAAACAGCGAAUGGAGGACGCUAUUCAUGUGAUUCAUUUUCAUGCCAGCCAGGUAGGCUAUACUCCUGUUGUAAAGAGAGGCAAUGUGCUUAAUAUUAGGAAAUUUGAGAAAUAAAUAUAGUAGGACUAGCCUAUAGAAAGCUGAUGGGAUCCGCCUCUUUUUAAUAGAGCCAUCACUCUGUUUUCUCAUGCAAUUGCAUAGCCUAUAGAAAUGUUGCGCAACAUAAGCUCAUGGGCUCUCAUAAAGUGUUUGAUUAGAUUUUCUAUUAGAUUUUCAUUUAUGUCAGAUUGAUUAGAGGGACAAUAGAGUGCUGAGUACCAAGCAGUUAGCAAGUUUGGUAGGCUACUAAUGACCAUCAGCAGCAUCAGAGCUUGGAGAAGCCUAAUUACCGUGACUCGUGACUGCGGGUGUGGCGGUAAUAUGGUCACCUUAUCAGCCUUAGUCUCACCUACAGUGAGGGAAAAAAGUAUUUGAUCCCCUGCUGAUUUUGUACGUUUGCCCACUGACAAAGAAAUGAUCAGUCUAUAAUUUUAAUGGUAGGUUUAUUUGAACAGUGAGAGACAGAAUAACAACAAACAAAUCCAGAAAAACGCAUGUCAAAAUGUUAUAAAUUGAUUUGCAUUUUAAUGAGGGAAAUAAGUAUUUGACCCCUCUGCAAAACAUGACUUAGUACUUGGUGGCAAAACCCUUGUUGGCAAUCACAGAGGUCAGAUGUUUCUUGUAGUUGGCCACCAGGUUUGCACACAUCUCAGGAGGGAUUUUGUCCCACUCCUCUUUGCAGAUCUUCUCCAAGUCAUUAAGGUUUUGAGGCUGACGUUUGGCAACUCAAACCCUCAGCUCCCUCCACAGAUUUUCUAUGGGAUUAAGGUCUGGAGACUGGCUAGGCCACUCCAGGACCUUAAUGUGCUUCUUCUUGAGCCACUCCUUUGUUGCCUUGGCCGUGUGUUUUGAGUCAUUGUCAUGCUGGAAUACCCAUCCACGACCCAUUUUCAAUGCCCUGGCUGAGGGAAGGAGGUUCUCACCCAAGAUUUGACGGGACAUGGCCCCGUCCAUCGUCCCUUUGAUGUGGUGAAGUUGUCCUGUCCCCUUAGCAGAAAAACACCCCCAAAGCAUAAUGUUUCCACCUCCAUGUUUGACGGUGGGGAUGGUGUUCUUGGGGUCAUAGGCAGCAUUCCUCCUCCUCCAAACACGGCGAGUUGAGUUGAUGCCAAAGAGCUCCAUUUUGGUCUCAUCUGACCACAACACUUUCACCCAGUUGUCCUCUGAAUCAUUCAGAUGUUCAUUGGCAAACUUCAGACGGGCCUGUAUAUGUGCUUUCUUGAGCAGGGGGACCUUGCGGGCGCUGCAGGAUUUCAGUCCUUCACGGCGUAGUGUGUUACCAAUUGUUUUCUUGGUGACUAUAGUCCCAGCUGCCUUGAGAUCAUUGACAAGAUCCUCCCGUGUAGUUCUGGGCUGAUUCCUCACCGUUCUCAUGAUCAUUGCAACUCCACGAGGUGAGAUCUUGCAUGGAGCCCAAGGCCGAGGGAGAUUGACAUUUCCAUUUGCGAAUAAUCGCACCAACUGUUGUCACCUUCUCACCUAGCUGCUUGGCGAUGGUCUUGUAGCCCAUUCCAGCCUUGUGUAGGUUUACAAUCUUGUCCCUGACAUCCUUGGAGAGCUCUUUGGUCUUGGCCAUGGUGGAGAGUUUGGAAUCUGAUUGAUUGAUUGAUUCUGUGGACAGGUGUCUUUUAAACAGGUAACAAGCUGAGAUUAUGAGCACUCCCUUUAAGAGUGUGCUCCUAAUCUCAGCUCGUUACCUGUAUAAAAGACACCUGGGAGCCAGAAAUCUUUCUGAUUGAGAGGGGGUCAAAUACUUAUUUCCCUCAUUAAAAUGCAAAUCAAUUUAUAACAUUUCUGACAUGCGUUUCUCUGGAUUUUUGUUGUUGUUAUUCUGUUUCUCACUGUUCAAAUAAACCUACCAUUAAAAUUAUAGGACUGAUCAUUUCUUUGUCAGUGGGCAAACGUACAAAAUCAGCAGGGGAUCAAAUACUUUUUUCCCUCACUGUAUGAUAAGACAAUCCACAUCCUGAUAUGAUCAGUGAUACACUUUUUACACUACACUGUUUAUUCUGUACUUGUACUUAUAAGGUCAUGUAUUUUUGUCUUUGCAGGUCACAGCAUUUCAAAGAGAGCAUCAGGUUCAUCCAUGAAUGUCGUCUAAAUGGAGGGGCCUGUCUGGUGCACUGGUACGUACACCACCUAACCAUAAACCGCUAACUUUCUGUUGACCGUACCUGACCACUCCUGACUGUGCUCUCCCUGUCCCUGUCCCAUAAUGCAGCCUGGCUGGUGUGUCCCGUAGCACUACCAUGGUGGUGGCCUACCUGAUGACCGUCACCACCUACAGCUGGGAGGAGUGUCUGUCGGCUGUCAAGGCUGUGCGUUCCUUCGUAGGCCCGAACUAUGGCUUCCAACAGCAACUACAGGAGUACCAGAUGAACCAAGUCACAGAGGUAGGUACACACACAUUAAAACACACAAUACACACACACCCUGUAUAGAUAACAUAAUGAUGUCCUCUAACCAAAAAAAUAUAGUCGCUGUGCCCUUGAGCAAGGCACUUAACCCUUAAUGCUCCAGGUACGCUGUACAAUGGCGACCCUGGCCAUGACGCCCACUCCCUGCGGGAGUCUCAGGGGGAGUUGGGAUAUGCAAAAAAAAAACAGGACAAAUAUAAGCACCCCCCAAAUUAUUAUUAUUAUUUUAAAUCUUUACAUUUUCGUCAAUUAGCAGACGCUCUUAUCCAGAGCGACUUACAAAUUGGUGCAUUCACCUUAUGAUAGCCAGUGGGACAACCACUUGACAAAAUUAUUUUUUUUUUGGGGUGGGGUAAGGGUGGAUUACUUUAUCCUAUCCCAGGUAUUCCUUAAAGAGGUGGGGUUUCAAGUGUCUCCGGAAGGUGGUGAGUGACUCCGCUGUCCUGGCGUCGUGAGGGAGCUUGUUCCACCAUUGUGGUGCCAGAGCAGCGAACAGUUUUGACUGGGAUGAGCGGGAACUGUGCUUCCGCAGAGGUAGGGGAGCCAGCAGGCCAGAGGUGGAUGAACACAAUGCCCUUGUUUGGGUGUAGGGACUGAUCAGAGCCUGAAGGUACGGAGGUGCCGUUCCCCUCACAGCUCCGUAGGCAAGCACCAUGGUCUUGUAGCAGAUGCAAGCUUCAACUGGAAGCCAGUGGAGUGUGCGGAAAAGCGGGGUGACGUGAGAGAACUUGGGAAGGUUGAACACCAGACGGGCUGCGGCGUUCUGGAUGAGUUGUAGGGGUUUAAUGGCACAGCUUCCCGCAAUUCAAUUACUCGGGGGCAAAAAAACACCAUGUAACACAGCUCAGGCGUAAUAUUUAGACUUGCAUAGUUCAGGCCUAUCAACGGUAAACAAUUUCAAUGAGUAAGAAGAAUGCCGGUUAAGGCCCACCUUUUCUCUAACACCCACUCGGAAGCCAAACUGUUAGCUUACUCCCACUCAAAGUACAGAGUCACAGGAAUGUGUCAUCAUCCAGCUGCCAUCAGUUAAUGAUGCAACUGUAUUUUACAAGGCCAUGCCACUCCUGCCCUGUCAGGUUCAUACUUUUGGUUUACUUUCACUUCUGUGGAUGGAGGUGGGUCUCUGACAGUAAACCUGGAGCUCAUCCUUCCUGGUUGCCUGUCUCAACUUUAUAUGACAUACCAGGGAUCAUCCUAAACUCAUCAUGCUGCCCAUUGGUCAUCUGGGAGAUGAUCUCUGUGAUGGCUGAUGGCUUUGUCAGGACUUGCUGUUAUGCCUGAGGUGGUUUAUGAACCCUCAAUGUAUUUAGGCCAACAGAAGACAACAAGAUCCUGUGUAAACUGUUUCUAUGUGACUUUCGUCUGGGCCACCAGAAAUACAUAAGUUAUUUAAUUAGAAGUGCCAUUAUCAUGCAUAUUAACCGUGACUUCACCCUCCUCCACUCUCAUUUCACUAGACCUACACUAAAGUGUUUGCUGGUUUCAAAGUGAGUGUCUGUGUUGUCAGUUUAUUUAUAGCCAUCUGCAUAUUAUUCACACAUUCAAGAUGUAGUGGGGUGAGAAAAUGGCUUUCCUGUUAUGGGGCAGCUAUUUCCACAUACAUCAGACUUCAUACCUGUGAAAAGAUGUGUGACAUGCACACGCACGCGCACACACACACACACAAACGUUUCUAGACCAUGCUGCAAAGAGAGCUGUGCAUGGAGGUGGCUGAGAAGGGCUUUGAGUCUCUAGCUGGUGAGAUGCACCCAGCCAGUGGUACUCAGUACGUGUUUGUAGUAUACAGAAGGGGAACUGGAGGGGCUUGCUGAAAUUGCAUUAGCCUGCUACUGGCCAUCACGUGACUGUAAUUACUGUCAGAGGCUUGCAACAUGUCUUCACCAAAGAAUAAAAAAAUAUUUGUUAUUUUCUUAUUGUUUGGGUGAUUUGCCAGUGAUUUUGAGGGUCAAAGGGGAAAUGGGAUUUCUUUCUUCAUGCUUUUCCCAUGACUGUGUCUUAGAGAGAAAUUGCUCUUGUCAUCCCAAUAGUUUGAUCUAUAGUGUUAUACUGUAUAUAGGGUUGGUGAUCAAUUGUAUCUUUUUUUCAUUUCACGACACUGAUACAACUAAGUUAGUAUGUCUGUUGUUAAAAAUGAUUAUAAAUGCAUUAUUACGUAGAAGUUGACUUUACUUAAAAUGGGUGUUUUGUUGAGUGUAAGUUAAGGUUCAGGGUGAUAGUGUCUUAGGGGUUGUGUCCAGGUCACUGUGCCUCAGUUUUGACUUUGACUUACUUUGAAUGGAUUCAAAGCAGAGAGACGUUUUCAAGCAAACAAAACUGAAAUGGACAUCAUUUGUUCCAAUUUUGAGUAAUCCUUUUCUCAUGAAUUGAUGAUCCGGAUGUGAAAACUGGUAAAGGGAUGGUGGAGAGUCUGACUCAAAGCUGGGUUUGGGACUCAAGUCCCCCGUCUGUCCUUAUCAUGUGUUGUCUAACUGUUCAUUGUACCUUCCUUGGUGUGUAUUUUUGUAACACAGUGCAUAUUCUUGUAAAGAGGUUUGAGUAUGUUGUAUGGCUGGUUAUGGAUGGUGGUAAUGUGUGGGAGUCGCUGUGACACCUGACGGUUGUGUGGGAGGAAACAUACGUCACUGCGACACACCUGAACACAACUCUUCUCUAUUACCAGAAUGGGACUUUCUUGGUUCAUCUGGAACUCCUGAAUUUAUGAUAGGAAGUCUGUAACACUAUUUUGUAUAUAACAUUACAAUUAUACUGUAUAUCAUGAUUACCCAUCUAAUGUAAAUAAUGUACCACUAGUUUGUUUACCUAUAAUUUAUUACAGUCGUGUAUAGGUUAUUUAUAAGUAAAUCCCCAAAUAAGUACACCUUACAAUAUUUUGUUGAACUAUUCACAUUGGUGGCUAUGCAUUGAAACUAGUAGCCACCCACCACUCCAUCCAAGACAUGUCUACCAGAAGCAUGUGAUGUGCUGUUCCAUUGUUGUAAAUGUCAGCCAUGUCUUCCCAUAGCAAGCGUGAGAACUACACUGAUCAAUCCCUCUGUCCUGUGUGGAAGUCUGACCCAAAAUAACUUAAACUGCACUUCUCUUUCUAUACUCGGCCGGUCUUCAAAUGACAUCCAUGUUUGUUGUGUUCUGUGAAGGGUAGCAAUGUUCAUGUCAGAACAAUAAUAUGUCGAACUGUGUGGUUGUUUUGAUCUCUCACUGCAUUUCCAAAAUGUUUAUAAAUGAUGUCUAUACUGUAGGUCCAGUGGUGUGGAACAUAUCUAAACUGCAUAACCUAUAUUAGUGAAAACACAGGUGCCAAAAGAAUGUGACAACUGAAUCGAAAAGAAACUGAAUGGUUAGGUUCAUUAGACUCACACUAGUGUGAACAUUUUAUUUGUCUCCUUAUAAUCCACAGUUCCCUCUUUGUAUUAAUAUUGCGUUACUGAAAUGCACAAAACAGUGAAUACUUUUGAACAUAAUUCCAAAUAUUACUUUCAGAGACACUUUCAGUUCGUCCUAUUUCGCAAAGUAUAUGGUGUUACACAACAAAUUAUUAGAUGGUUAUUUCCUGGAUUCCCUCCAGAAACCGCAAAUCUGGAUGCUCUGUUGGACCUAAAUGGUUAGAGCUUUACUGGAAGGGCAAGAUGGAGCAUGUCCCACAGGCCGUGGUACCACUCUGAUAAAAGGAGGGCUGGGUAAUGUUCAAUUAACAUAGUGUGUGUCACACUUACAGAAUCACCAGGACUGACAUAGAAAUAGAACACAUGAAUAAAAGGAAUAAAAAAACAAUAUCGGUCAAAUACAAUUUCUUGUGUAAAGUGUACUUUUCUACAUGCUUCAAUGGAAUUGGGUGACAUCACUUGAACAGUCACUACAAUCUAGGCUGGCCCUAGAUCUGUUUGUGCUUGAGAGCCCCGUACCUACUGUGUGAGCAGGAAUGUCAGAGGAGGAGUGACGGAAGUGGAGGCAGGUUCCUGUUAAAGUUCUGAUUCAGAGCUAGCUCUCCCCACCCCCUCCUCAGCUCUCACUGGUCCCUAUGUAGGCCCACUGACCGCUGGGCUAAAGACCUGGGACUUCUGCCAGGGGUUUCCCACCCAACCCCUGCUGCCUCCCCGAGGCCCUCUAACCAGGACUAAUCCCUGUGUACCGCUAAACCCAGAAAACACAGACACUGGGCCAUUUUAGAGGACAUUGUCUGUGCAAGGAUAUGAUACUAACACUCCUCACAGAAGGUCACAUCUUGUCUUGAGAUCAGCAUGUGUAACUUACAUUUUCACAAGUUACCAAUGCAAUGACAUCAAUGUAUGAUUUACAUGCACAGAACUCAAGUUGGGAUCAAGCCCAGAAGCAAUGUUGUUAAAGCCAAAGUGAGUGUGUUUUUUCUCUUUACCGUUGCCGUGGUCAGAGAGUUCUGACCCAACAGUGUCACAGCUGUUGGACCUCUUAUGGCUCUCUGAGCUGCUGAGGAAAGUCCCUCGUUUUCAGGAAUGUCUGCCGUCCGUUUGCCAACCACACACAGAGAUUGAUCUAGAGAUAGAUUUCUUAGAUUGUAGCUGCCUCUAUCUACAUCUAUCACCAUCUACUGGGAAGGAAAAGAAACCAAGAGAAAGUGUGGUAAACUACACCACAAUGGAAAAAUAACUUCUCACCCACACAGUCUCCUCUGAUACCAGCACACUCUGCUCUCACAUCCCACCCUUGGAGGACCAUAGAACACUAAUUGAGCUGAGCUGAGCUGAACUGAAUUGAAUUACUUAAUUCCAUCAAACAUGGUAUUUUCUGUCUGUCUUGUUUCCAGUACAGGGCAUGGCUGCGGGCCAGUUUCCGCCCCAGUCCCUUUAAGGACCAGGAGCAGGUGGGAGCCCUGCUGAACCAGUACAUAGAGCAGCAGCAGCAGGAGAACCAGAGAAGAGGAGGGGACCACGGCUGGAUGAACCAGGCCUCCAGUGUCUACCCUCUACCCUACAACGCCUACAACGGCUCUGGGGGCAACAGAUGA
Molecule: messenger RNA, 27059 nt
Organism: Coregonus sp. 'balchen'
Lineage: Eukaryota; Metazoa; Chordata; Actinopteri; Salmoniformes; Salmonidae
Source: the annotation of a GenBank genome assembly